Molecule: messenger RNA, 2481 nt
Organism: Volvox carteri f. nagariensis
Lineage: Eukaryota; Viridiplantae; Chlorophyta; Chlorophyceae; Chlamydomonadales; Volvocaceae
Exons: 13
Coding region: 1-2481 (826 amino acids)
Source: RefSeq, a predicted model, not a curated record
AUGGAGCCCAAUGGGAAGGAGGUUCGAGAGGGAUGGGAUCCAAUGGACAUGUCCUACAUGCAGCUGCUGGACGCGGCAGGGCCAACGGAAGAUGCGCCGGCCGAGGCCGAGGAGGCACCCCCAGAUCCUGGCGAAAUUAUAAAGAUUUUCGAGGAUGCCAAGGGCAAUUUGGACAUAUUGGUGGAUGUGGUAACGAAUCUGGAACGGAGUUUUAUUGAGGCAAAGCCCUUCAGCGCAGGAAGGCGUCCCGGUGUUAAGCGCGAGGACGCGGUUGCUAACAGUCUCCAGUCCCGAGUGGCGGCUACCAGCGGCAGCCUCCUUCGGGUGUCCCGGAGGCUGGCGGGGGGGGCAGAGCUGCUCAAGGCCCAUGUGGAGCGGGAGGAUAAGUUCUACCAACAACUACGGCAACUGCAGAUGUUCUGGAAGCAUGACGUCAUCGACAUCUUCUGCUUAUCGUUUUCUUUGCACUUUGCGCCCCUGGUCUCGUCUGGUCAGGUUCACCUCAACCCGCGGGUCGUUGACUGCCCCUUCAUGGUCGACAUCCUUGCCGCGGGUCAGGCUCUGACGGGCAACACGUACGAGUUGGGAAGUGGUUCGCUGUUGGUUCCAUUGAUGAAGGGCGACGGCGGGGCGCUGCGGGUGCAGGUCGGUGCGGUGCCGGGAGGGACGGGGGGGACGAUGGCGGCGAGUUGGUGGGGGUGUGGGGGUGUUCUGGGGUUCACAGAGGCGCUUGGGUUGGAACUUCCCCUGGAGCGACCCAAUGUGAACGACCCCAGCCGAGUGGGGGAGACGCGGCUUAACGGAAAGGGCGCCCGGACGCAGCUCGUGGUGGGCUCACGUCGCGUGCACGCCUUGCUGCUACAGCUGCAGCGGCGGCAGCUGUGGCGGCGGGUGGCGGCGGGGCUUGAGCGCGAUGCCGCGUCACAGGGACUCGUACAGGGAGGCGGAGCGGGGGCAGCAGCCGCCGGAGGGGCCGGCACCAGCGGUGCUACUGCCGCCGCCGCCCCCGCUGGCGGAGGCGGGGGUAGUGGCGGCGCGCAUCCCGUACACACCAGUUUAGCGCGACUGGCCGCACAGAACGUGCUACGGACGUCAGACCCCUCCCUAGCGGCGCUGCGACCCUUGAUGUUGGAGCAUCUGGUUGCGUGCCGUCUGCCGCCGCCGUACAAGCCGCCGCCGCCACGCCCCGCGGUCGGGACGCGCGGCCUGCAUCACCCGUACGGCGGCGCGGCGUACGGCGGCGUCCUAUCGUCGGUGCCGCUGUUGCCUGAUUUGGCAGCUUUGCUGAACCAUAUCGUAUUUCGCGAUCAUCAAAUCUAUCAUUUGGACCUGGAGGCCCAUGCGUUGCCGUACAUCACGCUGCGAUGGCGGUCCUGCAGCACCUCCUUGUUGACGUCAGCAAUGGAGAUCCGCGUGGGACCAAGUCACAGGGUGUUGGUGCUCGUACGCGACGGUCGUACCGAUGUGGAGGGGGUGGUGCAGGCCACGGGGCUGCCCUCCGCCGGCAGCGGCGCCGGCGGCAGCCGCUGGGUUCGCGACACGCAUAUGGGCUUCAGCCGUCAUGACGUACCGUGCGUACUCCGUGCCGUACUGCAAACGCUAGGCGUGCCGCUGGACCGAUUGCUGGGUGUAAGCGCUUUGUCGGCGCAGAAUUUGGCGCAGGCGCAGCAGCAACUGCCGUUAGCGUUGGCGGCACAGAACCACGGCGGUGGCUCUGGUGUACCGGUACUGCAUGGGCAGAUGCCGCCGCCGCCGCCGGUGCUGGCGGCGCCGCCAUCGGCGCCGCUGCUUGGGCGCAGUGGCGGCGGCGGCGGCGGCGGCCUCAGCCUAGCAGGUCAUGGGGCUCAUUUGAGGCAUCAGCCACCGCUACCGACGCCUCUACCGCCGCCGCAGCAGCAGCUGCAGCAGCUGCCAGACGACCUUCAAAGCCAGGACCAGCAAACACAAUACCAGCUGCAACAGCAACAACAGCAGCUGCAGUACGGCGGGCAAACACAGCCGCACCAAGACACCCACAGCUACAGCCAAGGCCAAAGCCUUCAACCAAAUCACAUGCAACAGCAGCAGCAGCCCCUGUCACCACCAGCGCCACCACCACCACCACAUCAACAACAACAGCAACAGCAACAGCAGGUAGCAGCAGCCACCUAUCAGGUUCACAUGCACGGGCAGUACCUUCCGCAGACCAUACAACAACAGCAACAACAACUGCAACAGCAAACGCCGUUGAAUCAACACCAACAGCAACAGCAGCAGCAGCAGCAGCAGCAACCAUAUCACCAGCACCAUGCGCAGCAUUUGGGGCCCCCGCAACUUCAACAGCAACAGCAGCCGCCAGCACCCUACCCUCAGCAGCAACAGCAACUGCAACAUGGCAUGCAGCAACAGCCGCAGCAGCCGUAUGGCGGCGUUGCUGGUGACACAUCCCGCGGGUUGGGGACAUUGGGGGGCAGAUCUGGAGCCUGGGGCCCGCAGGGUUAA